GGCGUCUACGAAGCAAAAAAGCUCGACCGCGUGAACAAAAUGUUCAAGGAUGGUGCGAUGCCAAGAUGGCAGUUUAUCAACGUCUUCGAGAAAUGCGCUUCUUUCUUCAAGGACUCCAACAAUAUCAAGCUCAAAUCUGGCGAGUCUCUAUGGCGUGCUUACAACAAGUGGUGCAUGAGUUCCGUGGAUUUCAACGCUGUGCAGAGCGACAUGAACAGGUUCACGAUUUUCAAGAACAACUUUGCCGUCUUGAAGGCCACCGGCUGGUCUCAUCCUGAGCUCGCGCUGGAUGUCCUGAAGUGCCUCCUGCCACGAUUGCAGAAGGAUCGGAAGUGCGGCCUGCUCCAGAACGGCAUGAAGUACGUCGAGACGGUGACCGAGGACGCUGUCCUGUCCUUGUUGCAGCCCGUGAAGAACGAUAAGCUGGCCCAGCAAAUCAGUGACGAGGCCGUCAAGGCCCAGAAAAAAGUGCAGAAGGCAAUCGAGAAAGCCGCGAUGGCGGCGGCGGCGGGAGGCGGCAAGAGGAAGGUGGCAUCUCCGCAGCAACAAGAUAUCGUAGAAAUCCAGCAGGGCGACAGCAUGGCGAAGGCGAUCGACGUGGUGGCUGACCAAUGCAAGGUGGCAUAUCGCAUGAACACUGAGGAGGCUGACGUCAUCAAGUCUGUGUGCCUUACCUCUUGCCUCGCUGGCGAGGCGACGGUGACCGUUCCGUCGAAGAACGAUGAGCCUUAUGAUGUGAAAAUCUGCUCGAGUUGGACAAGCCUUCGCCGAACGAUUAAGAAAUACGCAGCUUCUCAGACCACCGCGAACUGGGAGAUCGAUGAUCCCGACCUCCAGGACUCAGACGCCGAAGACAUGGUGCCGAUCGAGGACCAGGUCCGAAGCGUGGAAGCUUGGAGCGUGGCCGAGGCGUCCCAGUACCUUGCGAGCGAGAGCACCGUCAGUGUGUUGAAGAAGGCCGCCACUUUCUUCAAGGAUAACAAGCUCGACCAAGAUGUAUCGUGCCAUAUGACUGCCAUGACAGCCGGCAACUCCGCGAUUGUGGCAGUGAUGACCGCUGUUCAGGGGAUGGGGCCCGAGAGCACUUACGUCGCCGACGGCGCGAUCCUGUCCAUAGUGGCAAAUGAGGCGUGGUCGCAGGUAGUUGACAUCUUGCCCGAGAACCUCGCCGACGUCUUUGACACCGUGUACCGACUGAACAACGACGCGAAGUUUAUGGCCUUGAAGAACUCGGACCUGUCGGAGUAUCUCAGCCUGAUGGGCGCAAACCCUGAGAAUCGCGGGCAGGUGUUUAUCAAGAAGCUCAUGGCCGAGCUGCUCGCGUGCCAUCAGUUCGUCCUGGACCACCCGUUCGCUGAAUUCAACGUCAAGCGGAGCGAGUAUGCCCUCAGCCUUGAGAAGAUGAGCCCGCAAGACAUGGCAAGGGAAGCUCAGCGGGUGAAGGUGGACUGCCCGAACAUCAGCGUCUUCCCGUCUGAGCGAGCGGCCGUCCAGGCGAAGCUACUUGACCACUUUUCGAAGGGCCACCCCAACGAUAUGGAGGCAGCUGAGUUGUGCGGACUUGGCGGCGCGAGUGCCGAUAAGGUCGCCGCGGCGCUUCACCGCCGCCUUCGCGCAGCCUUGGCCCCGUCGAAGCAGCAGCAGUCGCCGACGAGGAAGACCAGGUGCGACGGUCAGUUGGACGCACUUGGCGGAGGUGAAGAAGAUGAUGAUUCGAAGGUCAGCCUGUCGGGCAUCUUCCAGCAGGCCAUUGGCGACGAGACAGGCGAUGCCGAGGAGAACCCCUUCGAGAAAUCGCUCAGUCUGUGUUCAGUUGGCAGCCUGAUGACUGGAGGAGACUUGUCAGGUUUGGAUAAGUUCAAGAACCUGGCGAGCAUCACGAAGAAGGGCGACUUCAAGAACUGCCCGAUCGUCACGAAGCUGCUCUGCGCCAGGAUCCAGAGCCAUCUACUUGGGGUUGCUGCGACUGGGGGGGCAUACGUGAAGGCCCACGGCGACGCUUACGUCUCCCUUGGUACCGACAAGGCUGGCCACGCCAAGAUCGAUGACUUGUUCCAGCUCACUGAUGGCCCGUCUGAGUUUCUCAUGUGGGGCAGAGUCGUCAGCAGGGCAGUGGCGAAGAACAUCAAUCGCCAAAAUCUGGCCCACUUGGGCUGCUGCCAUGGCGUAGACCUGUUCCUCGAUGGGUCUGGCCACCUCGAGUACGGGCACUCUGACACGUGCUACGCUUGGCACAUCAAACCCUUCGGAUACACGCCUUGGACCACGGAUAUCACUCUCAAUGGCAACGUGUGUGAGUUUGUGCAUGCUCUCCCCACUCUCGUCAGGGACGGCGAUGCCUCUGCAACGGACGGACCGCUGAGGAGGAAGUUGAGCGAGGUCGAUACAGAUGCUGAUUUUUUUGCGAAGGAGGGCGGCCCGUCUACUAAGAAGCCGCGCGUUUCGAAGGCCGCUCAGUUUUGUUCCCGCUGA
Messenger RNA from Prorocentrum cordatum, 2472 nucleotides. The record is from the annotation of a GenBank genome assembly. NCBI's taxonomy places the organism in Eukaryota, Dinophyceae, Prorocentrales, Prorocentraceae.